AUGCAGCCUAACAGGAAUUUGUUGGUGCGUAAACUGGAUCCACCACAGACGUGGAAUCCGAUUGUGGAGAACCACUUACGCGCUACGGGAUUCUACCACGUCUCCAGAAUUGGAGUCAUAAGAGGAUUUCACCCCAUGUUAGCUGCUCUGGUUGAAAGGUGGAGGCCUGAAACCCAUAGCUUUGUAUUGCCAAUCGGUGAGGUUACAGUGACAUUAGAGGACGUUGCUCAUAUAUUCGGGCUACCCAUUGAUGGAGAGCCUGUCAGUGGAUGGACAGAUAGUAGCAGCGAGUUUGUUCAAAAUCAGGGCAUAGCAAUAUUCGGUCGUGAGCCAUCAGUCAGUCAUAAUGCGAAGUCCUAUAUAAAGUUGGCUUGGGUUCGACGUAUUAGAGAUGCAGAGCCGUUGAAUACUGAGGAGUCCAUCAGGAGAUACGUCAGAUGUCAUAUAUUCUGUUUGUUAGGGUCGACGCUAUUCACGGACAAGUCGACCGCAUAUGCACAUGCGAAGUAUUUACCAUUGGUUCGCGAUUUCGAGCAGAUCCAUGCUUACAGUUGGGGGUCAGCUUGUCUCGCUCAUCUUUACAGAGCACUAUGCCGUGCAUCACGAUAUGAUACUAAGGAGAUGGAUGGCCCUCUGAAUCUAUUGUUUGUUUGGGCAUGGGAGCGAAUGCCGUGUCUUGCUUCCGUACCGAGACAAACCCUUCCACCCGCCGAGAUACCAGUUGCCAGGAGGUGGAGUCAUUCGGAACGGACUACAGCGUGGUUAUCCAAGACCGUAGAGACAUUCAGGCAUGACAUAGACUACAUGGAAGAGGUAAAUAGUUAUAUUUUAGCUGUUCCGUUUUUCAAUCCAUUAUUGUUAGGGUUCUAA
Molecule: messenger RNA, 870 nt
Organism: Arachis duranensis
Lineage: Eukaryota; Viridiplantae; Streptophyta; Magnoliopsida; Fabales; Fabaceae
Product: serine/threonine-protein phosphatase 7 long form homolog
Exons: 2
Coding region: 1-870 (289 amino acids)
Biological process (GO): meristem maintenance; meristem development
Source: RefSeq, a predicted model, not a curated record